Spodoptera frugiperda (fall armyworm) is the source of this 1003-nucleotide messenger RNA. RefSeq names its product U1 small nuclear ribonucleoprotein A (gene snf). The coding region runs from base 207 to 875 and encodes 222 amino acids. The transcript is spliced from 4 exons. Gene Ontology annotation, biological process: mRNA splicing, via spliceosome. NCBI's taxonomy places the organism in Eukaryota, Metazoa, Arthropoda, Insecta, Lepidoptera, Noctuidae. Gene Ontology annotation, cellular component: U1 snRNP. The record is from RefSeq and is a predicted model, not a curated record. Gene Ontology annotation, molecular function: U1 snRNA binding.
UGUUUAUAUUGUUUAUGGUAGUAGAUGUAGCAUCGUUUUGUGGCGGCGUCGGUGAAUUAUUUUUGACUUUGUACCCAUUUCGCUGUUACUUUAUUUAAAAGCAAGCUAAAGUGCUGAUUUUAACCUCUUGCGGUUAAUAAUCCCGAAAAUUCAAGUGGUCUAAACACAGGCCCUGCAAUCAUUAGGACUUGGUACAAACUUUCAUUAUGACAAUGGAUAUCCGACCUAACCACACGAUUUACAUCAACAACCUCAAUGAGAAAAUUAAAAAAGAAGAAUUAAAAAAGUCUUUGUAUGCCAUAUUCUCUCAAUUCGGCCAGAUUUUGGACAUUGUCGCUUUAAAAACAUUAAAGAUGAGAGGGCAAGCUUUCGUUAUUUUUAAGGAAAUAUCAAGCGCCACAGUAGCUUUAAGAAGUAUGCAAGGAUUCCCAUUUUAUGACAAACCUAUGAGAAUACAAUACUCAAAAACGGACAGUGAUGUCAUAGCUAAAAUUAAAGGAACCUUCCAAGAAAGACCGAAGAGACCUAAAAUGCCUAAGGGUCUUGAUGAAAACAGGAAGAAGAAGAACAAGGACCCCAACCGUGCUGGCAUGCAUAUGGGACAAGGAGGCAUGCUCAACAAUGUCAAUGCUGAACAGCCUCCUAACCAGAUCCUGUUCUUGACCAAUCUACCUGAUGAGACCUCAGAAAUGAUGUUAUCUAUGUUGUUCAACCAGUUCCCUGGCUUCAAAGAAGUUCGUCUUGUGCCAAACAGGCAUGAUAUUGCUUUUGUUGAAUUUGCAAAUGAAAUGCAAUCUGCUGCAGCCAAGGAAGCUCUCCAAGGAUUCAAGAUCACACCUACUCAUGCAAUGAAAAUUACCUUCGCUAAGAAAUAAUUUAAAUGUACAAUGUACCAAAUUGUUUAUAUUUAGUCAAUAAAUAAAGUUUAAGUAUUUGAGAACUGUUUCGAGCAUUGCACUUAGCCUGAACAGCUCUCUUCGGCUGUGAUAUAUUUUUAAGAUUC